AUGAUAACUGAGACCUUCAAACGACAUGCCGCAAAAACUCUUCCCGAUUUCAUUUUUCCAGUCUCUGCAAUUCUAUCUCCUUCUCCAAGCGUCGACCCCCACAACCUCUGCAACCAAAUUCAAAUGCCUCAGACCAAAACGUCACCGAAACUCCACCAAGAAACCACUGUAAUCAAAUCAGCAAUCAUAUCUAGACUCAUAGUCUUGACUCUGAUCCUCCUAUGGCGGACCCUCUUGAGCCCCUACGACACCUCCGCCCCGAUCAACCCCAAUUGCCUAUCCAACAACUCCUCACAACCCAACGUUGAUCUUCAACAACAACACGUUCUCUUGCCUUCUCUGGGUUCAGCUAUUGAAUCCAGCAUUGUCUGGGAUAGUGUUUACUUUGUUCGAAUUGCACAAUGUGGCUACGAGUACGAGCAGACCUAUGCUUUCUUCCCCCUCCUUCCUCUUUGCAUUUCACUGCUAUCUCGCACAGUUUUGGCGCCGUUGGUUCCAGUUAUUGGGCAAAGAGCUGUAUUGGGAUUAUCCGGCUUUGUGAUCAAUAACAUUGCCUUUGUAUUUGUGGCGGUUUAUUUAUACAGGCUUUCAGUUGUUAUUUUGAAGGAUCAUGAAGCAGCAUUGAGAGCUUCAAUUUUGUUUUGCUUCAACCCAGCUUCCAUAUUUUAUUCAUCAAUAUAUUCCGAGACUUUGUAUGCCCUAUUUUCAGUUGGAGGAUUGUACCAUCUAAUAUCUGGAAAAGAUGUUAUUGCUGUUCUUUGGUUUGCCCUCUCUGGAUUUUCAAGGUCCAAUGGAAUCCUCAAUGCUGGUUAUUUCUGUUUUCAGACUAUGCAUCAGGCUUAUGAUGCUGUUUUCUUGAGAAAGCGUGCUUUUUUGGCAUUGCAGGUUGUUGUUGGUGGAGCACUGCGUUGUAUAUGUAUUUUUGUUCCUUUUGUUGCAUUUCAAGCCUAUGGAUACAACAAUAUCUGUCUUGGACAUCUUCCAAAUAAUAUGAGUCCCUGGUGCAAAGCAAGAGUACCUUUGCUGUACAAUUAUAUUCAAAGUCAUUACUGGGGCGUCGGUUUCUUGAGAUACUUCCAAGUUAAACAGUUACCAAACUUUCUGCUGGCAUCGCCAAUAUUGUCUCUGACACUUUGGUCAAUUGUCCAUUACGCAAAGUUAAAGCCUGAAAUUUUCUUCUCUUUGGGUUUCUGUGCUCCUCCUGAGUGUAAAGAUUCUGCUGCUGUGUUCUUUUCUUUAGCAGGAAACUCUUCCAACAGUCAGGAAAAUAGCAAUCUCAAAGCAAGGAAGCAAGUGAUCAAAGAUGGUACAUCUCUACUCCCAGAAGAAUAUAAACUAUCAGCAAAGCAAGGAUAUUUGUCCGCUGCUGUACUUCCAUGUAUUCUACAUUUGGGAUUUAUGGCAGCCACAGCAUUUUUUGUCAUGCAUGUGGAGGUUGCGACUCGUUUCUUAUCUUUCAGCCCUCCUCUGUAUUGGUUUGCCUCGUAUAUAAUGAAAUCUCCUGGUACUGGUAAGAGAUGGGGAUAUAUAGUUUGGGCAUACUCUGCGGCCUACAUUCUUCUAGGAAGUUUGCUCUUUUCAAACUUCUAUCCUUUCACUUGAUAGUGUUCAGCAAUGUGCUGGCGCAGAUUGAAUUUGCAUACGAAAGGAGCUAUAUUAAAUUGUUGUUUUAUUGUUUGGGAAGUUCCCUGCUUACUAUGUUUGGUUUCUUGCCCCUGUAUCAUGUAUGUAUGUAUUGUGUGACUGGAUUAAUAGGUGGCAUUUUUGUUCAUUUUUAUAUGUUAUAUAUAGGUGGCUUUCUUGA
Molecule: messenger RNA, 1804 nt
Organism: Prunus avium (sweet cherry)
Lineage: Eukaryota; Viridiplantae; Streptophyta; Magnoliopsida; Rosales; Rosaceae
Product: transferases, transferring hexosyl groups
Biological process (GO): GPI anchor biosynthetic process
Cellular component (GO): endoplasmic reticulum membrane; mannosyltransferase complex
Molecular function (GO): GPI mannosyltransferase activity; alpha-1,6-mannosyltransferase activity
Source: RefSeq, a predicted model, not a curated record